Molecule: messenger RNA, 441 nt
Organism: Nicotiana attenuata
Lineage: Eukaryota; Viridiplantae; Streptophyta; Magnoliopsida; Solanales; Solanaceae
Product: serine/threonine-protein kinase Aurora-2-like
Exons: 2
Coding region: 1-441 (146 amino acids)
Biological process (GO): regulation of cytokinesis; protein phosphorylation; mitotic spindle organization
Cellular component (GO): spindle microtubule; spindle midzone; spindle pole centrosome
Molecular function (GO): ATP binding; protein kinase activity
Source: RefSeq, a predicted model, not a curated record
AUGAAAGAAGGAAAAUGUUUUGGGGAAAAGCUUGCCGCAAGAUAUGUUGCAUCAGUCGCAAAAGGCCUUAUAUACUGUCACAAGAAGACUAUGAUACAUAGACGUAUUUUCCCAGAAAAUCUUUGGUUGGAUGCAGAGGGUAUUCUUAGAAUUGCAAUCUUUUCUUGGCGUGUCCGCACUGUCAAAGGAAAAAGUCGUCCUGCUUGUGGCAAAACAUACUAUUUACCACCUGAGAAGAUGGAAGAUCUGAUGGGCUUAUAUCUGGUAUUUCCGCAUCUGCGGAAAAAGGGCCGCAGAGGCGGCUCCGCAGAUGCGAUGAGGGCGUCGCAGGUGCGAAAGUCUGAUCAUGGGAGGACUUCCGCAGAAGCGGAUGGUUGUCCGCAUAUGCGGCAUUCGCAGAAGCGGUGGACCGCAGAAGCGGACCUGGAGGCAACUGUAUAG